Molecule: messenger RNA, 345 nt
Organism: Effrenium voratum
Lineage: Eukaryota; Dinophyceae; Suessiales; Symbiodiniaceae
Source: the annotation of a GenBank genome assembly
AUGGGGCGCGGGGAACAAGACGGCUCCGGCGUGAAGGUCGUGAGCAGAGAAGAGCUGGCUGAGGAAAAUCGAGUUCCGGCUGGGGGCAACGGAGUAGCCCGCGUCCUCCGACCGAGCCUGGCAGAGGAUGAGAGGCUGGAAGCAGCACUGCAACAGCUCCUCCUGGAGUUGGCAGAAGCGGCCGACGCGGAGCGGCCUGUGCUCCUGAAGUCGGAGCUGGUGCAGGCCGCGGUGCAGGCGAUGAUCCUGUUGCUGGAUCCACACCUCGGAGCAGCACAGGUGAGCCACAAGGGUCUGGCGCGCUUCCUACGGGCAGUCUUUGCGCCAUCAGACCUCUUCCAGUGA